Molecule: messenger RNA, 2439 nt
Organism: Castor canadensis (American beaver)
Lineage: Eukaryota; Metazoa; Chordata; Mammalia; Rodentia; Castoridae
Source: RefSeq, a predicted model, not a curated record
AUGAGAGUAAACUAACAAUCUGAAAUGGUGUACCUGAGGAAAAACAACCAGGAGAGAAGACAGCUACUCCUGUUGGUAAUAAUUCUUGCAGCUUGGGAAGCAGGGAGCAGCGAGCUCCAUUACUCAGUCUCCGAGGAGGCCAAACACGGCACCUUCGUGGGCCGCAUCGCUCAGGAUCUGGGACUGGAGCCGGAGGAGCUGGUGCCGCGCCUGUUCCGGGUGGCGACCAAGGACCGCGGGGACCUUCUGGAGGUAAAUCUGCAGAAUGGCAUUUUGUUUGUGAAUUCUCGGAUCGACCGGGAGGAGCUGUGCGGGUGGAGCGCGGAGUGCAGCAUCCACCUGGAGGUGAUCGUGGACAGGCCGCUGCAGGUUUUCCAUGUGGAGGUGGAGGUGAAGGACAUUAACGACAACCCACCAAUGUUCCUGGCAACACAAAAGAAUCUGUUUAUCCCAGAAUCCAGGUUGCUUGACUCUAGACUUCCACUAGAGGGCGCCUCGGAUGCAGAUAUUGGAGUCAAUGCUGUGCUUACUUAUAGACUGAGUCCCAAUGAGUAUUUCUCUCUGGACAUCCCGCCCAGCCACGAGCAGGUAAAACCUCUUGGGCUUGUAUUACGGAAACCUUUGGACAGGGAAGAAGCUCCUGAGCUGUGCUUACUGCUCACGGCUACCGAUGGAGGCAAACCGGAGCUGACUGGCACCGUUCAGUUGUUCAUCACAGUUCUGGAUGCCAAUGACAAUGCUCCAGUUUUUAACAGAACACUGUAUACAGUGAAGUUACCAGAAAAUGUUUCUAUUGGAACGUUGGUAAUUCACCCCAACGCCUCAGAUUUAGAUGAAGGAGUGAAUGGGGAUAUAACUUAUUUAUUCUCUAGUGAUGUUUCUCCGGAUGUAAAAUCCAAGUUUCAUAUAGAUGCUGUGAGUGGAGAAAUUACAGUGAUAGGACUUAUUGAUUUUGAAGAAAGUAAAGUGUACAAAAUUCAAGUAGAGGCAGUUGAUAAAGGCUUCCCGCCAAUGGCUGGUCACUGUACAGUUCUUGUGGAAGUUGUGGACAAAAAUGACAAUGCUCCGCAGUUGACUGUCACUUCUCUGUCUCUCCCUAUUGCUGAAGACACAAAGCCAGGCACAGUCAUAACUUUGAUUAGUGUCCUCGACCGGGAUUCUGGGACAAAUGGGCAGGUGACCUGUUCCCUGACGCCCCAUGUUCCCUUCAAGCUGGUGUCCACUUUCAAGAAUUACUAUUCCCUGGUCCUUGACGGCGCCCUGGACCGAGAGACCAUAUCUGACUAUAAGGUGGUGGUGACCGCGCGGGACGGGGGCUCGCCCUCGCUGUGGGCCACGGCCAGCGUGUCCGUGGAGGUGGCCGACGUGAACGACAACGCGCCUGCGUUCGCGCAGCCCGAGUACACGGUGUUCGUGAAGGAGAACAACGCGCCGGGUUCGCACAUCUUCACGGUGUCGGCGCGGGACGUGGACGCGCAGGAGAACGCGCUGGUGUCCUACUCGCUGGUGGAGCGGCGGGUGGGCGAGCGCGCGCUGUCGAGCUACGUGUCGGUGCACGCGGAGAGCGGCAAGGUGUACGCGCUGCAGCCGCUGGACCACGAGGAGCUGGAGCUGCUGCAGUUCCAGGUGAGCGCGCGCGACGCUGGCGUGCCGCCCCUGGGCAGCAACGUGACGCUGCAGGUGUUCGUGCUGGAUGAGAACGACAAUGCGCCCGCGCUGCUGGGGCCUGCUGUGGGCGGCGCGGUGAGCGAGCUGGUGUCGCGGUCAGUGGGCGCGGGCCACGUGGUGGCGAAGGUGCGCGCGGUGGACGCGGACUCUGGCUACAACGCGUGGCUGUCUUAUGAGCUGCAGCCGGCGGCGGGUGGUGCGCGCAGCCCGUUCCGCGUGGGGCUGUACACGGGCGAGAUCAGCACGACGCGCGCCCUGGACGAGGCUGAUGCGCCGCGCCAGCGCUUGUUGGUGCUGGUGAAGGACCAUGGCGAGCCUGCGCUGAUGGCCACCGCCACCGUGCUAGUGUCUCUGGUGGACAGCGGCCAGGCUCCAAAAGUUUCCUUGCGCACAUCAGUUGGAGAUUCCAGCUCCGAGGUUGAGCUGGUGGAUGUCAACAUUUACCUGAUCAUUGCUAUCUGCGCGGUGUCCAGUCUGCUGGUGCUCACGUUGCUGCUGUACACCGCGCUGCGUUGCUCAGCGACGCCCACGGGGAGCAUGUGCGGGCCUGGGAAGCCCAUGCUGGUGUGCUCCAGUGCGGUGGGGAGCUGGUCAUACUCGCAGCAGAGGAGGCAGAGGGUGUGCUCUGGAGAGGUGCCACCCAAGACUGACCUCAUGGCCUUUAGUCCCAGUCUUCCUCCUUGUCUUGGAUCUGCAGAUGGAGCUGGAGAACCACCUCCUAUUUUGGACUCCUCUGGGAAGGUGGGUUGUCCUAGAAUCUUAUUGUUAUAA